Closterium sp. Naga37s-1 is the source of this 843-nucleotide messenger RNA. The record is from the annotation of a GenBank genome assembly. NCBI's taxonomy places the organism in Eukaryota, Viridiplantae, Streptophyta, Zygnematophyceae, Desmidiales, Closteriaceae.
AUGCGCGUGCAGAGGGCAGCUGGGCGCACAGGGCGCACAGGGCAGCAGGGCAGCAGGGCGCGCGGGGUGCACAGGGCUGCAGGGCGCGCGGGGCGCGCAGGACAGCAGGGCGCGCGGGGCGCACAGGGCAGCAGGGCAGCAGGGGCUGCAGGGCAGCAGGGUGCGCGGGGCGAACAGGGCAGCAGGGCGCACAGGGCUGCAGGGCAGCAGGGCGCACAGGGCUGCAGGGCAGCAGGGCGCGCGGGGCGCGCAGGGCUGCAGGGCGCGCAGGGCAGCAGGACAGCAGGGCGCGCGGGGCGCACAGGGCUGCAGGGCGCGCGGGGCGCACAGGGCAGCAGGGCAGCAGGGCGCGCGGGGCGCAGCAGGGCUGCAGGGCGCGCGGGGCGCACAGGGCAGCAGGGCGCACAGGGCUGCAGGGCAGCAGAGCGCGCAGGGCAGCAGGACAGCAGGGCGCGCGGGGCGCGCAGGGCUGCAGGGCGCGCGGGGCGCACAGGGCAGCAGGGCAGCAGGGCGCGCGGGGCGCAGCAGGGCUGCAGGGCGCGCAGGGCUGCAGGGCAGCAGGGCGCACAGGGCUGCAGAUCCCCUCCCCCCAACCGCUGCACCCGCAGCAGGGGGAUGGAGGAGAAGUGGGGGGGGCUGGGGGGGGUUGGUGCUGCAGAUCCCCUCCGCCCAGGGAGAGAGAGAGGAGAAGGGGGGACGGGGGGGGGAGGGCUGAUGCUGCAAAUCCCCUCCCCCCCACUGCUGCUCCACUAUCCGUCACCCCCCAGGGAUGAAGGAGAAGGGGGGGGGCGGGGGGGGUUGGUGCUGCAGAUCCCCUCCCCCCCACUGCUGCACCCGCAGUAG